CUCACGCCUCCCACUCACACCCUAUUAUUCUUCCUCCACCUGCUCACGCGCCCCCCCCCCCCCCGCCGAUGGCCCCUUCCUCGCUAUAGGCCUUAAUUUCCCACUUUUACCUGUGGUGGUCGGCCUGACUCCAUGACCAUGUGUUAUAUCCCCUCAAUUUUAUACCUUCCUUACGGCUCUUUUCUACAUUUUUAAAGCGCCGUGUUGCUCUUCCUGAGAUGAGUUUGGUGCUUAGAAAUCUGCAGCGAGCUGUGCCCAUCAGGAGGGCGCCCCUUCGCAAGAAGAUGGAGAUUGUGAGGAGUAUAUUAGGGGUGCAGAAAUUCGACCUGGGGAUCAUCUGUGUUGACAACAAGAAUAUUCAGCACAUCAAUAGAAUCUACAGAGAGAAAAACAUCCCAACUGAUGUGCUUUCCUUUCCAUUUCAUGAGAAUAUAAAAGCAGGGGAACUUCCCCAGCCUGAUUUUCAAGAUGACUACAAUUUGGGUGACAUUUUCCUAGGAGUGGAGUAUAUCUUCCAGCAGUGCAAAGGAGAUGAGGACUACUAUGACAUCCUUACUAGAUGCCAUUACCUGCAGUGGAGGGCCAGCCCACCAGGCCUGGGACCUUCUCCUCCUCGCCCCCAACUGCAUGUAGGCACCUUUUCAGCCCCAGGUGACUGCCACCCAUGGGCUCUGUCACCUGCUGGGCUUCACACACAGCACAGAGGCGGAGUGGCAGGAGAUGUACCAGAAGGAGAAGCAGGUUCUCGAGGAGCUGAGCCGGCGCACCGGGACCAGGCUCCAGCCUCUGAGCAGAGGCCUCUUCUGAUGCUGCUGGAGGCCCAGCAGCCGGGUGGCACCCGAGGAAUUCUCCAGAGCACAGAGACACCAUGUGAACAGCAGAUAGACCCUCCCUUUCAGGCCCUGAGGACCAAGGACUCCACCAGACUGAGGGCCCUGCUGGUCACUGCUGCCCUGUGGGGCCACAGGAGUGACAGACUCGGGGGCAAAAUUACACAAGUGGAACCCGACUGUUUUGUGAAAGUAUAAAAGAAAUGUGCAUUCCUUUCUUCAUUUAGAACCUAGCAGACGUAUUUUCAGUAUUGCAGAUAAAGUAGUUCUAAGCUCUUAGGACGCAGAGUUGGAGCACAGGACCUUCAUCCCUUGGGGUUCUGCCUGCGGCCAGAGCAUUUGUCUCUCCUGCCUCCGCAGCCUGCUCCGGAGAAUAGAACAGGCAGCCCAGGGUUCCUCCUUCCUACGGGAACACCGUUGGCUUCAGUCUCCACCUACCCUCAAGAGCACUGUGACCUGGAACCUUCGCUUGGUGCCUUUAUGAGGGAGGGACGAGGCUGGCCCUUAGCUGGCUGCAAGGCCCAGGACAGCCUCAGCCAGGUGACCCACAGCGGACAUCUCCUGCCCGUCCCAGCUCCCGAGGCAGGCACAGCCCCUGGUCAGGGGUUUGCUUGUGGACCCUACCUAAGUCCUCUUUCCCGUGGCUGGAGUCCUAGAACCCUGGGUCCCCCUGUCCACCCGCUGAGCUACGUCUCCUGGCUGCAGGAGGCGCCCUGAGCUCCAACUGCCGCAUCCCAUCCUCUUUCCCGUCAGUGAUUCCUGCCUUUUCUUCUGAUGCUGAAGUAAACACAGGAGGCAUCACAGAGACUUACCCAAGCUGUUUCUGGGCCCGGGGCAUCACGGGAGCGGGCCACACGCGCUGAGCCGACCCCAGGCCUCCCAGGUGCUGGCAGUGGUGUCGGCAGCACCCCGAAUUCUGCCAGGGAGCUCUGAAGAGGUCACGGCAAUGAAACGCAGCCUCUCAGAGACUCUUUGUGGUCCUAAAAGCAGGGAUACUACAAUUCUGAGAAUCUGGUUUCUCCCAUGAGUCCACUUGAAAGACAGGAAAAUGCAUUUCCCACUGGAUUUAUCGUCAGCCUGGACUUUCCCAGGCCCUCGGGGACACAGAAUUGGGCUUGUGGCACUCCUGAAGCCUUGGGUGUGCAUGCCUGCUUACAGCGAAGCGCGUUCUCGGCAGAAAGUCUCAGCAAAGACCAAAGGUGACCCUGCGAAGCUCUUGGCUCUGCAGUUCUUUUUAAGAGACUGAAGGGAUCCCGAGACCUGCUACGCCUGUCAGCAGGAAUUUCGGACAUCCCCCAUGCCUCUUUGGUCAUGUCGGGGGCACAGGCAGAGUUCUCCCUGGGUAUGGGCCUCAGAGCAGAAUGGCUGGGGGGCUAGGGGUGGGGUAUCCAGCUUUAUCAGGCAAUGCAUAGUGCUUCCAAAGGACCUGAUUACUUGUCCCCCCCUGUAGCCCAUAGCAGUGACCCUGGGAUCCAGACCCCAACCCCCAUGCACCCUGACCCCUCCCUUGAUCACGUAUCCACUGAGGCUGUCCUGCAUUUCUCAUCACCAUUGCAUCCCCUCCACUGUAACUGCUUGUCUUAUGCUCAUUUUCCUUUUUUAUUUUUUAAGAUUUAUUGGGGGUGGAGGAACAGAGAGAGAGGGAGAGAAUCCCAAGCCGACUCCCCACUGAGCAAGGAGCCCAACCAACAACGGAUGACAUGGCCUCAGCCUCAUCACCCUGAGAUCAUGCCCUGAGCCAAAAUCAAAAGCUGGCCAUGUAACCGACUGAGCCACCCAGGUGUCCCUCAUGCUCAUUUUUCUAUCGAUUUUUCUUUUUUAUGGAUUCAGAGGGCUUCUUACAUACAUUGAACACAACAGAGCACGUCAGCCAGUGUCCGUCUGACCUAAAUCUAAGAAAAGUCCUUCCCACCCAGCCAUGGAGCUCUGCCUUGGCUAUUUGAUUCCACCUGUCACUUCUGUCCGCCCCGACCUGGCUACCAUGCCCCGGUUCCAGAGCUUCUGCAAACCCAGCCUCUGCCAGGGUUGGUCCCUCCUCCUGCUCCAGGGGUCCCUUGGGUUCCUUGGCCCUCUACACUCCUGGGUGUAUUCAGAAAUGCAGUUAAUCUACCUCAGGCGUACGUGAGGAAGCCCCCAUAAAUCCCAACAGCACGGGGUUCAGAGAGCUUCCAGGGGGGUGCACACGUCCACACGGUGAGGGUGAUGCACCCCACGGGACAGAAGUUCCUGUGCUCGCGACCCUCCCAGACCCACUCCACCCCUUAUCACCCCCUUAAAUAGACUGGUUAAUGUCAGUAAGGGUUGCCUGAGUUCUGUGAGCCGCUCUAACAAACUAAUCAAACCCGAAAAGGGGGUCAUGGGAACCUCUGCUCCCUGACCCAGUAGGUCAGAAGCACAGGGGACAACCUGAAUUCGCAGCUGGCACGGGGGAGUCUCGUGGGACUGAGUCUUUACAUGGGUGAACGGUGUCAGAACUGAGUGAGGCUGCAGGACACCCAGCUGAUGUCAGGAUUAGCGACUAGAAGUGAUAGAAGGGUCUGUUCUGUGUGCGAGUAAAGGAGAUUCGCAGAGAAAACCUGGGUUUUCCUUACUCAGGACACAGACAAAACAGUUUUUCCAAUUUAUUAGGCCAUCCCAAGAUAACCAACUUCCGCCAAAUUUAUUCCCUGUAUUGAACUAACAAUUAUGUUGAGAAAUAAAACCAAACAGGAAAACCACGUUAGAAAAUGUCAAUGUGAAAAUAAGAAAUCGAGUCAGAGCUUUCAUUGCAUUUCAGAAGAGCACGUGCCAGGCCUGCCGUGUGCGCCCCUGCCGCUCUCCUGCCUUGGAGGCUCUCUGAGCAGGGGUCCAGCCCGAGGGCGCUGAGCUGGGUGGCACUUCCUUAGCCACCUGCUCCCACCUGCUGCCCGGGCCAGCGUUCCGGCGAGCCUGCAGGGUCCAAGGAAGCAGUGAGGAGGACUGGGCUCUUGCUAGUGUGGAACUUAGGGCACGAGAGGGUUUACCCAAAAGGGGCUGAUGAAAAUGGGCAGCACUUAAAAAUGACAUUUACAUGAAAAUCACGUUAAAACAGCAAGGGAUGGGGCGCCUGGGUGGCUCAGUCGGUUAAGGGUCUGCCUUUGGCUCAGGUCAUGACCUCAGGGUUGUGGGAUCAAGUCCCCUGCUCAGUGGGGAGCCUGCUUCUCCCUCUGCCCCUCCCCCCGCUCUUGCGCACGCUCUCAAGUAAGUAAAUGAAUAAAUCUUUAAAAUAAGUAAAACAGCAAGGGAACAUGAUUCCACCGAGAAGAAAAAGGUCACGAAAAGUGAAGAAAGAGUAAAGGUGACGUUCACGUCAGAAGCCCUGACAGAACCAAGAAGAACAAACACACAGAGAAAGCUCCCUUUCCUCAGCCCCCUUCAGAAGGAACCACGUUCAACCUCGAGUGUCUCCCUUCUAGGAGAAAGCUGUGCAGACCAGCAAGGACACCUCUCCACACCUGAAGGCUCCUUUCCACGGGAGAGCCCAGCGGGCCGCUUGCCUUGCUCCGUUCACUUAGCAGGAACCCUCACUCUUGCCCCCCACGUGGCAGGCAGAGCUCCCAGUUAUCGUCAUAUUUGACUUUGUUUAUGGUGUAAGCAGCUAAUUCCACCCAUCUUUUCUCUUA
Molecule: messenger RNA, 4471 nt
Organism: Mirounga angustirostris (Northern elephant seal)
Lineage: Eukaryota; Metazoa; Chordata; Mammalia; Carnivora; Phocidae
Gene: YBEY
Product: ybeY metalloendoribonuclease
Exons: 6
Coding region: 219-1028 (269 amino acids)
Biological process (GO): rRNA processing
Molecular function (GO): metalloendopeptidase activity
Source: RefSeq, a predicted model, not a curated record